CUGUAAGUCCCACCCAGCGUGGGCGGGGCCUGGAGCCGAUGGGCAGGCAUCUCGGCCUAUUGCAACGGCGAGCCCGACUGGCCUAGAUAACCGUCCAACCAGAGGCUGCUCUUCCCAGGAUCAGCGCGCGCUCUGCAAGCAGCAGCCCCACCCCUGCGAAGAGUUUGGGGGGAAUGAGGGAGGGAUGGGCUAGCGCCUGGACCGAGAAGGACUUGCAGUCGAGGGACAGCGAGUAGCUUGGGAGUGUGGGGGAUGCGCUCUGUCUGGGACAGGGUCUCCUCAGCCAGCUUCUGCCUCCCACAAGGCGGUAUGCCCUCUGUCUCUUGAUCUUCUCGUUCUGCACACCUCCAAAUCUCUACACGUCCAGGUCGGGAAAUAGACAAAACGUCAAGGUAGGCAUUUGAACCAGAGGCUGUGUCAGAAGUGUCAGAGCUGCUGCGGAACUAGCGAAUGGGAAUUGCAUCCUAGUGGUGGAGUCUCGGCUACACCAAGACCAUCCCACCCUGACGCGCUGUUCGCUCAUGGGCUCAAGGUGCAGCCCAAACACUUGGCCGCUAUCCCUUCUACACACAAUAAGUACUCAACACGUCGCCUCAAUUAUUUGUAGGUACAACUAGCCAUUUUAGAGUGUGGGUAAGGACCAUGAACUUCAGAGAUGCUGGUGUGCACGGCUUCCUGUGGCUGCUGGCACGGCUGUCUGGACAUCUUCCUUAGAGCAGUGGAGAGCUAUGGAAGGUGUGUGAAGAGGAGUCCAGAUCUGAGCUACAGGAAGAAAAUUCCCCCAGGCCAGCCUGAAGGAUUAAACUAACCAGAGCAAAUUCACAACGCACGAGUUUUUGAGAUUACGAAGAGCUGGAGCUCAAGGACAUCCGGGCUGCGCGCCAAGAGAAGUCUUGACUGCGGGCGCCAAGAAGCUGCCAGCCCGCUCAGUGCCAGCUGCCUGUCUUCAAUGAGGGCGGGUGAAAAGGCCAGCAGCCUGUUCUCCGGACUGCUGCCAGAGUCGUCACCACAACUCUGGGGCGCCCUCUACCAGUGGACGAGGCGAAGAACUACAACUCCCAGAAGGUCAGGGGGACAGAAUGUCAUACGCACACGCAGGAGGCUACAUUCGUUCGCCCUCUCCUGGUCAUUUUGGAGAACUACAUGCCACUGAGGACAGACAUCCCUCACCCCCCCUCCAUCGUCACCUGCAGGUGUGGAACUACAGCUCCCGGAAUGCCCCGCGGCAACAAGAACUACAUUUCCCAGAAGGCAUUGUCAAGGAGCCCAGAGUGUAGGAACUGGCGUUGACCCGGACAACCGGACCAGUGACCCGCCGCUGGACAUGGCUUUCCUAGCCCGGUGCUUUGGGUGCCAGACCUGCAGACCGGUGGCCCUAUUGAGUGGCAGCUAUCUCCAGUCCAGAGUCUGGAUGGGGCUCCCGGACUCCUGGCCUCUCUCCCUGCAGCAGGCCCGCGGCCGCGCGCGCGGAAACGAGUAUCAGCCGAGCAACAUCAAGCGCAAGCACAAGCACGGCUGGGUCCGUCGGCUGAGCACACCUACCGGCGUGCAGGUCAUCCUCCGUCGCAUGCUGAAGGGCCGCAAGUCCCUGAGCCACUGAGGAGCGCGACAACGCCGCGGGGAAUAGACUCAGACGCCCGUAGAGUUGCCCGAGGGCGAGCAGAUGGGGCAAGCUGAAAGUGGGGAUCUGUCCCUUCGUAGGUUUUUAGACGCAUCCCCCGUCGACAGCUGCUUACCAACCACCAGCACCUGCGAUACCUCGUCCAUUUCUGUGAAUAUAUUUGAAGGCAUCUUUGCAAGACAGGGUCAUUAAAACACGGACACCACCCCUACGUUUCCAGCUAUUCCAAAGUAUUACCGACUUGAUAAUAAAUAUUCACGUUUCUUGUACCACUA
Molecule: messenger RNA, 1896 nt
Organism: Mus pahari (shrew mouse)
Lineage: Eukaryota; Metazoa; Chordata; Mammalia; Rodentia; Muridae
Gene: Mrpl34
Product: mitochondrial ribosomal protein L34
Exons: 2
Coding region: 1325-1600 (91 amino acids)
Biological process (GO): translation
Cellular component (GO): ribosome; mitochondrial large ribosomal subunit
Molecular function (GO): structural constituent of ribosome
Source: RefSeq, a predicted model, not a curated record